UGCGCCCUCUGUUCCCGUGGUAGCCAUUUUCAGUCAGUCUCGAAGCGGUAAGGCCAGUGAGGCGGUGAUGAUUGUGCAGUGCAAGUUGUGCUGAGGCGGUACAAAACGAGUGGCCCCAUCGCAAGAUGGCUGGGAACGAUGGGAUGGAAAGCCUCAUCCCGAUCGUAAACCGGCUACAAGAUGCUUACACCCAACUUGGAGCGAGUCUCACGCUCGACUUGCCUCAAAUCGCUGUCGUCGGUGGGCAAAGUGCGGGCAAAAGCAGUGUUUUGGAAAAUUUUGUUGGCAGGGACUUCCUUCCGAGAGGUUCCGGCAUCGUGACUCGUCGACCGUUGGUCUUGCAACUGAUCAAUUCAAACACAGAGCAUGGAGAGUUCCUGCAUUGCCGAGGGAAGAAAUUCACCGACUUUGCCGAAAUCCGUAAAGAGAUCGAAGAUGAGACAGACCGGGUGACCGGAAGCAACAAGGGCAUUUCCAACGUGCCCAUUAAUCUCCGCGUCUACUCUCCGCAUGUGCUUAACCUGACCCUGGUCGACCUUCCGGGGUUGACUAAGGUCCCCGUCGGUGACCAGCCUGCGGACAUUGAGAACCUGAUACGCGAGAUGAUCCUCGGUUUCAUCCGCAAGGAGAACUGUCUCAUUCUGGCCGUCACGUCGGCCAACCAGGACUUGGCCACCUCGGACGCGCUGAAACUUGCCAAGGAGGUGGAUCCGGAAGGGCUGCGCACCAUAGGUGUGAUUACGAAGCUGGACCUGAUGGACGAGGGCACGGACGCUCGGGAAAUCUUGGAAAAUAAACUCCUACCCCUUCGACGAGGCUAUGUCGGCGUGGUGAACCGCAGCCAAAAGGACAUCGAAGGAAGGAAGGACAUCAAAGCAGCCCUGGAAGCAGAGCGAAAGUUCUUCCUGAGCCACCCCUCGUACCGACACAUGGCGGACCGUAUGGGAACACCGUACCUGCAGAGGGUGCUCAACCAGCAGCUGACCAACCACAUUCGAGACACUUUGCCCGGUUUGCGUGACAAACUCCAGAAGCAGAUGCUUUCCAUGGAGAAGGAAGUGGAAGAAUUCAAGAACUUCCGCCCCGACGACCCCUCACGAAAGACCAAGGCUAUGCUACAGAUGAUCCAGCAGCUGCAGACGGACUUUGAGCGCAACAUCGAAGGUUCGGGCUCUGCUGCCAUCAACACGUCUGAGCUCUCGGGUGGAGCUCGUAUAAAUCGUCUAUUCCAUGAGCGGUUUCCUUUUGAAAUAGUCAAGAUGGAGUUUGAUGAGAAGGAGCUGCGCAAGGAGAUAGCGUUUGCAAUCCGGAACACUCAUGGCAUCCGGGUGGGGCUAUUCACGCCUGACAUGGCAUUCGAAGCCAUCGUGAAGAAACAGAUCGCCAAGCUGAAGGAGCCCUCCAUCAAGUGUGUGGACCUGGUUGUUGCAGAGCUCGGCAAUGUCAUCCGCCGAUGCGCUGAAAAAAUGAGCCGAUAUCCCCGCUUGAGAGAAGAGACUGAACGCAUCAUCACGUGCCACGUACGAGAACGGGAAAACACGGCGAAGCAUCAGAUAUCUUGGCUGGUAGAAGUAGAAUUGGCCUACAUGAAUACGAAUCAUGAGGACUUCAUUGGGUUCACCAAAGAAGACCAUCACUCAGGUGCACAACAGACGGCUGAUAACUCCUCGGUAGGAAAACGGAAAUUGGGCAACCAGUCGGUUUUUGCCGUGAUCCGCAAGGGGUGGAUGUGUAUCCACAACCUGGGGAUCAUGAAGGGCGGCUCGCGAGACUACUGGUUUGUCCUGACGUCGGAAUCAAUCUCCUGGUACAAAGACGAGGAGGAGAAAGACAAGAAAUACAUGCUCCCUCUGGAUGGUCUCAAGAUUAAAGAUAUCGAAGGAGGCUUCAUGUCACGUAGGAACACAUUUGCCCUCUUCAACCCUGAUCAGAGGAAUGUAUACAAGGACUACAAGCAGCUGGAACUGUCGUGCGAAAGCCAGGAAGAGGUGGAUUCCUGGAAGGCGUCUUUCCUGCGUGCUGGAGUGUAUCCCGAGCGAGCAGCCAGCGCAGCAGGGGAUGGGGAGAGUUCCUCGGACAGUGGAUCGGAUGCCGCUGCCUCUUCCAUGGACCCUCAGCUGGAGCGCCAAGUGGAGACCAUCCGUAACCUGGUGGACUCCUACAUGCGCAUUGUCACAAAGACAUUCCGAGACCUUGUGCCCAAGAUCAUCAUGCAUCUCACUAUUAAUGAUACAAAAGAUUUCAUCUACUCGGAGCUGCUCGCUUCUCUGUACGCAGCUGGAGAUCAGUCUCAGCUGAUGGAAGAGAGUGUGGAAGAGGCACGGAAGCGUGAUGAGCUGCUGCGGAUGUACCACGCCUGCAAGGAGGCAUUGCGGAUUAUUGGGGACGUGUCGAUGCAAACAGUCUACCAGCCCACUCCGCCUCCAGUGAAAGACGACUGGUUGAGGAUGUCGCAGACCCCGGACUCCCCACGGCCGGCCCCUCCCUCGCCGGGGGGGCCCCGGAGGAACGUGGGAUCCUCCCGGGCACCACCCCCGGUCCCAGCAGCAGCGAGGCCAGCCCCCACGGUUCCCUCGCGCCCCGACGGGGGAGUGCGUCCUCCCCCGACAGCCCCACCCAGGCCUACCAGUGCCGCUUUCCCGGCACCCCUUGUGCCUUCGCGUGGGUCGCUGCCGAGCGUGCCGCCGCGCGUCGCACAGGCGGCCACAGACAUGAUGCUGGACGCCUUCGGCAUGCCCAUCAACAAAUGAACAAGUCCCCCAGCUUGCAACGUUUCUGUGGCUCCAACUGCUUUGCACAGGGCUGCCAGAUGUGCAGCACCACGGCACGUACCAUGGGCCACGGGAACCUGGCGACGGUCGGGCGUUGCCCCGGCUGCUGCACGUGUUGCUCUGUUUGCGGGCGGGUCGGAGGACAUGCCUCCUGACAGGAACGUUCUUUCCUCAAGGGCCUGGGACAUAGCAAGUAUUUUCUCGAGCUGGCAAACAUUUCUCGUUUGAAACGCAGUAGGGAGGGCACGUGUGUUUUU
This is a messenger RNA of Ornithodoros turicata, 3028 nucleotides long. Its product is annotated as dynamin-like. Gene Ontology annotation, molecular function: microtubule binding; GTP binding; GTPase activity. NCBI's taxonomy places the organism in Eukaryota, Metazoa, Arthropoda, Arachnida, Ixodida, Argasidae. Bases 126 to 2750 code for a protein of 874 amino acids. Gene Ontology annotation, cellular component: microtubule; cytoplasm; plasma membrane. Gene Ontology annotation, biological process: receptor-mediated endocytosis. The record is from RefSeq and is a predicted model, not a curated record. The transcript has 18 exons.